GUCGGUCCUUUGAAUUCGUCCUGACUGGAAGGAUUUUCAUCCGUUGGCGUCUAUCGAAAAUUUACUGAUUCGUAAUUAGUGCUCGAAUGAAGAGAAAGUACUGAUGUACUAUGAAGUGUAGUGUGUAACAGUUAAAAAAAACUCUGAAAUGAUGGUUCCUUCUAAGCAUGUUAACGGUGCAUACUGCCUGAUUUUUAUCCUUUAAAUAAGGAUUUACUUCUUUCCCGGAUACAGUUAAAUAUAUGAGAAAAUCUGUAAUGGUGGUGUGAAAGUUAUGGUCCGCGGAUUUCUAAUCUGACAUUAUAGUAGGGAAAUAUAAUUUCAGAAAAGUGGUGCAGACAUCGAACUCUCCCUUAAUUCGACAGAUUUAAUAGCAAUGAAAAUGUCUCCCACAAAUCUGUGUUUCUAAAUAAUAGUGUCAUAACUACGGAAAACAAUGUUUAAAGUUGCCAGAUGCCGAAGACUCAACGAGGAAAUAAGUAAUUACAGAUUACGAGCACAACUAAUGUAUCAUGGAAGUAGGUCAUCAUUAGAUUAAAGGACGCUUCGCUGUGGCCUCUACUGGUAGAUAUCCCCGCGAAGGCCUACGGCGCAAUCAAAAAGUACUCAACAAAAUGACACCACCAGACGUUGUCCUUAAGCUAAAAACAACAACGACGUCAAUAAUUCAUCUCGACAGAAUAUCCCGCCCCAUAAUUACGCACCGUAAAAAGUUUGAUAAGAGCCAUUUAUGGAACUUAAUUACCUCCAAGGACACUUACGCCAUAAGACAUCAUAAACUAAUGAUACUCAAUGAACUCCCCCGGCUCAUGCCCUAAGUUCACAUCAACUGAUACAAACAAAACGAUAAUUUUUGUUUCCUUUAUGUAGGCCAAAUUUAUUACAGAAUCUGUUCUCCCCAUCGCUAGAAUAAUUAACCUGUUUAAUAUCAGAAAUUAGGGGCCAUUAUUGUCUUAAAUUUUUAACCCUUAAUCUCAGAAGUAAAGACCCUUUCCGAGUGCUGUUCCGGUGAAGCGUGAGAUAAGUUAUAUUUGCGUGAACGUGUAUCCUUGUUCGUUCAAACUGGCUACGUUAGAAAUUAUGAUAACAAGACUUUAUCCUUCCGAGGAGGAGCCCAAUCUGUGUUCAGUAAUAUUCGGUGCGAAUUUAUCGAGUGGCAACGAUGACGUUGAUAUGGGGGCAGAUGAUGGACCAACAAAUGAGAGUCGAGAAGAUCCCCGCACAGAGGCUCUACGGCAAUUGUCCUAUGGGAUCAUUUUGCCUGUCAUUUGUGCCUUAGGCAUUAUCGGAAAUGUGCUUAAUCUUAUCGUCCUGACAAGGAGGAAUAUGCGAGGAACUGCCUACAUCUAUAUGCGAGGAUAUUCAGCCGCGGCACUUUUAGCUAUAAUUUUUGCAAUUCCGUUCGGUAUUCGGAUGCUAGUUCAUAAGGACAAAGGUAGAUGGCAAGACCUUGCGCCUGCUUUUUACUCAGCACAUUUGGAGCUUUUCCUCGGCAACGGAUGCUUGGGAGUCGGAGUUCUGAUGCUGCUUACACUCACUAUCGAAAGAUACGUGUCAGUUUGUCAUCCAGGAUACGUUCGUCCAUUUAUGGGUCCUCCAAGCGCAACGGUUGUGUUCAUACCUGUAGUUACGUUCAUUAUAUAUUUGCCAAGCAUUUUUCGAGGAGUGAUAGUUCGAUGCCUCCUGGAAAAUGGCACAAUAGUAUUUUAUAGGAAAGAUAAUGAGGAAUUUCUACGAUCAUUAUUUUAUUCGGUAUACAAAGUGAUUCUCGAGGUGAUAUUUAAACUCGUACCAACCGUACUGAUAGCAGGAUUCAAUUUAAGGAUAAUGAUGGUGUACCGUCAAACAUGCGAGCGGAGACGACGUAUGACUCUGUCACGAAAUUCGUGCUUUAAGGAAGAUGAUCCCAGAAAAUUCGCAGAAGAACGACGUCUUACACUUCUUCUAGGUAGCACAUCAAUUUUGUUUCUUGUCUGUGUAUCGCCGAUGGCAAUUUUACACGUGACGUUGUCGCGGGAAAAUUUAUCGAGUUAUUCUUUCCAGGUGUUUCGAGCCCUAGCCAACCUAUUGGAACUGACAAAUUAUUCUAUAACAUUUUAUAUCUAUUGCUUGUUUAGUGAAGACUUCCGCAAUACGUUAAUUAGGACUUUCAAAUGGCCGUGGUUUAGUAAUCCGAUAUGCAAACGCAAAAAUGAUGUUGCACUAAAAUCAAAACCACUACUCAAAUCAGAGAAGAAUGGAUCAAAGAAUCACAUCCACAACACAACCACGUCAGGAUUAUGUACUAUCGGAGGACGUUCCAGCAUUUGAUACAAAGAGUAUGCUGUGCAAACGGCCGUAUGAGAUAGGGAGAUGCCCGCUUAUGGGGCUAUUCUGUACUAGUCAUCCUGGCUAGUCCCUUUGUCUAUGUAGUUGCUCAAAAGUCAAUAUGAGAAGUGAAAAAAGUGCUUAUUUUUUCAGUUUUUCUUCCAUGCCAAAGAUUUGGUUUUUUUCUAAUAUUUUCACUGAAGCCAGUAUCAUGUAAAUAAAAAUUGGAGAAAAUGCUACAAAAGUCAAAAACGAAAGCUAACAAAAACGAAAAGGAAAUUGAUGGUGCGAUUAUAUUGUUACAUUUAAGGGAGUUUGUAAGGAAGACUAUAGAUAUUGAAUGGUUAAAUAUUAAUGUCGUUGGAAUAUUCAUUAACAAUUGUAAAGGAGUAGAUAUGAAAGUACACAGAGAGAAAUAUUUUUGUAUUCACAUUUAAAGUGAUUUUUUCAGGAUUUCUUUGUUUACAAUGGAUUUAGUUCCUACAGAAAAAUAUUUGAAUUUAAAAAUGAGAUACUAUCAAACUAGUUUUCCAAAUGCACUUGUAGGAGUUCAAAGUGAAAUCACCAUAGGAUAUUAUCUGGAUGUACAUAC
Molecule: messenger RNA, 2899 nt
Organism: Hermetia illucens (black soldier fly)
Lineage: Eukaryota; Metazoa; Arthropoda; Insecta; Diptera; Stratiomyidae
Product: probable G-protein coupled receptor B0563.6
Exons: 10
Coding region: 1081-2310 (409 amino acids)
Biological process (GO): G protein-coupled receptor signaling pathway
Cellular component (GO): membrane
Molecular function (GO): G protein-coupled receptor activity
Source: RefSeq, a predicted model, not a curated record